This is a messenger RNA of Eruca vesicaria subsp. sativa (arugula), 1994 nucleotides long. NCBI's taxonomy places the organism in Eukaryota, Viridiplantae, Streptophyta, Magnoliopsida, Brassicales, Brassicaceae. The record is from the annotation of a GenBank genome assembly.
CAGAUAGGCAACCAAAUCCUGUGAGACGAGAAGAGAGAGUAGUGAUCUGGGGUUUUCUCCUCGUUGACCCGAUCGGAUUCCUUUUUAUCGAAGGGAUUUGCUUACUUAGAUGGCGGAUUCGUGUUUAAAAGGUGGUAAAUUUAGUGGACCAGGGUUUCGAUUUCAUCCGACAGAUGUGGAGCUGGUGAUGUAUUAUCUGAAGAGGAAGAUUUGUAAGAGAAAGCUAAGAGUCAAUGCCAUCGGCGUCGUUGAUGUUUACAAGUUGGAUCCAGAAGAAUUGCCUGGUCAAUCGGUAUUAAAGACGGGAGAUAGACAAUGGUUCUACUUCACACCAAGGAGUAGAAAGUAUCCAAACGCAGCUAGGUCCGGUAGAGGCACAACCACUGGGUAUUGGAAAGCGACUGGAAAGGAUCGAGUCAUAUCGUACAACUCAAGAUCUGUAGGACUCAAAAAGACUCUUGUUUUCUAUAGAGGUCGUGCACCUACUGGUCAGCGCACUGAUUGGGUGAUGCAUGAGUACACCAUGGAUGAAGAUGAACUCGGGAGAUGUAAGAACAACGCCAAGGAAUAUUAUGCACUUUAUAAACUGUUCAAGAAAAGUGGGGCUGGUCCCAAAACCGGUGAGGAGUAUGGUGCUCCCUUCCAAGAAGAAGAAUGGGUUGAUGAUGAUGAUGAAGAUGGAGAUCAAUUUGCUAUACCAGAGGAACCUGUUGUUCGUAAUGAGGACAGUGUUAGCCUUUUCAACCCUGUAAAUGUACAGUUAGAUGAUCUGGAGGAGAUUCUCAGUGGAAUCCCAUAUGCACCUGGGGUUCCUCAAACAUGUACCAGUAUUCCCCAGGUUAACAGAGAAGAAGAGUUGCAGAGCACGUUGGUGAAUAAUUCACCUAGAGUUUUUCUUAAACCUCAGGAAAUUGGAGACUUCUUUCCAAACUACAGGCCCUCGAGUUAUGAGUCUAUUGAGGUCACGUCAGCUCCCAAUAACCAUGCUAUGGAGCCUUUGGUGUUUGAGAAGGAGGAUUACAUUGAAAUGGAUGACCUUCUGACACCUGAACUCGGAGCUUCUUCAGUCGAGAACCCUGCACAGCUCUUGGACCCUGGUGAAUAUGGAGACUUUAGUGACUUUGACCAAUUGUUCCAUGACGUUUCCAUGUCUUUCGAUAUGGAACCUAUUCUUCAGGGGACUUCUGCAGAUCCGUUGAGUAAGUUUGCCGACAACACAUUCGAUUGCGAACAGCAAUUCCUUUAUCAACAGUUCCAGGACCAGACCCCUGAGAACAAGCUGAACAACUUCAUGGAUCCUAGUCCAAAUCUCAAUCAGUUCACUGAUGACCUGUGGCUUGAAGAUGAUGAUCAGGCUGUCCUCUUUGCUCAACCGCAAUCUGUUAUUUCUGGAGCAUUUGCUUCACCUUCAUCAGGUGUGAUACCCGGUUCCACAAAUCUUACUACGAGUGUAAAUGCCCAAGACCAAGAAGGUGAAGAUGGCGGUGGCGGAAUGAGCCCGUUCUCAUCGGCUCUGUGGGCAUUUAUGGACUCAGUACCUUCAACGCCAGCCUCUGCGUGUGAGGGUCCUAUUAACAGGACCUUUGUGCGUAUGUCUAGCUUUAGCCGUAUCAAGUUCAGUGGAAAAACUAAUGGAACGCCAGUGACUACAAACGUAAUAGCUAAGAAGCGUAGCAGAAACUUAGGGUUUCUUCUCUUAUCAAUUGUGGGUGCCUUUUGUGCCAUCUUCUGGGUAUUUAUAGCCACGUUUCAAACCUCGGGCAGACCUGUCUUCUCGUGAAAGGUGGUUUUCUUAAACGAGCUUCUUAAUUACAGAGUUUGAAAGAGUAAGGAUUGUUAAUUCUUGAUAAAAGAGUUUCGUCUCUUCUGAUUGUUCAGUGCUUUUUUUUGAUAUUCACAUCUUCCAGGAUCAAAAGCCGUAAGCUAUAGGUAAGAUACAGAGACUGUCUGGUUUGGUUUUAUCAAAAAAAGAAAAACAUAAUUUUGAAUCGCGA